AUGGGUCCCGUUGUUUCUAGCCGCAGUCUUGUGUACCCUUCCUUCCAUGCCCACUCCCAGUACCGGGUACCUUUCCUGUCAGGCUAUGUCCUAGGUACCCUUCUUUCCAGGGCCAUUCCCCAGUACCCUUUCUUCCAGGCCAAGUCCCAGGUACUCUUGUUACAAGGCCCAUUCCCAAGUACCAUUCCUUUCAAGCCCAGUCCAGGAUACCUUUCUUUCCAGGCCCAGUCCAGAGUACCCUUCCUUUCAGGCCUGGUCCUGGGUAACCUUGUUUCCAGGACCAGUAGGGGUCCCCUUGUUUCCAGGCCCAGUCCCUGGUACCCUUCCUUCCAGGCUAAGACCCAGGCUAAGACACCAGUACCCUUGUUUCCAGGCCGAGUCCCAGGUACCCUUGUUUCCAGGCCGAGUCCCGAGUACCCUUCUUUGCAGGCCCAGUCCCUAGUAGCCUUCUUUCAGGCCCACUCCUGGGGACAGUUUUUCUCAGGCCCAUUCCAGGCCCAGUCCCUGGUACCCACUGGUAUCCUUGUUUUCACAUCAAGUACCAGGUACCCUUGCUACAAGGCUCAUUCCCAGGCCCAGUCCCAGUUACCCUUCCUUUCAGCCCCAGUUCUGGGUACCCUUGUUUCCAGUCCCAUUCCUGGCUACCCUUGUUUCCAGGCCCAGUCACAAAUACCCUUCCUGUCAGGCCCAGUCCCGGGCCCAGUCCCGGCUACCCUUUUUUCCAGGCCCAGUCCCUGGUACACUUGGUUACAGGCCCACUCCCUGGCCCAGUUCCGAGUAGCCUUGUUUCCAAGCCAAGUCCCAGGUACUCUUGUUUCCAGGCCCAUGACCAGGUACCCUUGUUCCCUGGCCCAUUACCAGGCCCUGUCCCCGGUUCCCUUGCUUCCAGGCCAAGUCCCAGGACCUGUCCCGAGUACUAUUCCUUUCAGGCCCUGUCCUGGGUACCCUUGUUUCCAGGCCCAGUCCCCAGUUCCCUUGCUUCCAGACGCAGUCCUAGGCACCUUUCCUUUCAGACCCAGUCCAGGGUGCCCUGGCUUGAGGAAAUACCAGGCCAAAAUGGUGGAGGAGAAAUGUCAGCUGGACCACAAGAAGCAAGAAGUGCCCCCGGAGCCAGAAGCAAACUGCCCUUGUGGGGAGAACUUCUUUGAUAUUGAUGCCAUCUUAUCAAUGGACUCUGAGUAUUCAUCAGUUGCCCCCAUGGUACCCUGGAGUAGCCCAGAGCCUGGCUUGGUGAACCCAGCAUUUGAGGAGACAGAUGAAGAUUCCAUCCUGAGUCUUUCCACAUCUGACCUGACUCGCAGCAACAGUCUUGUGGCUGAAACCGUCAUCGUGGAAAUUUCCCGGGAUAACCCUGAGAAGGAGUUGGGGAUGAGGAUCGUCGGGGGCAAGGACACCCCACUGGGCAACAUUGUUGUGCAGGAGGUCCACCAGGACACCCCCUUGGGCAUGGAUGGCAAAGUGGCCCCUGGAGAUCAUGUGCUCGAGGUCAACGGGAUCAACAUCAGCAAUGUCACCCACUCUCAAGCAAUCUCCCUGCUCCGCCAGGCGGGGCCUGUGCUGCAGCUGGUGAUCUUGCAAGAGAAAGGCUUCCUGAACAAGCCACUCCAAGAUGACAGCCCAAUUCCCAGCAGGGCUGGGGAGAUAGUGCAUGUCACCCUGAUGAAGAAGGACCGGCUGCAGCCCCUGGGUAUCAAACUGAUUCGCAAGGCUGGCAAGGCUGGGAUCUUCAUCCUAGACCUGCUGGAUGGUGGCCUGGCAGCCAAGAAUGGAAAGCUGAGUCAAAAUGACAAAGUGCUCUCCAUCAACGGGCAGGACCUGAGACAGGGGACACCAGAGACAGCAGCCCAGAUCAUUCAGACCAGUGAGAGCAGAGUUCACUUCGUGGUCCUGAGGCCUCGAGACAGCCUGAUCAUGGAGAUGGAGACAGACUUGGGCAGCUCGAGGCCCAGCAGAAGUGGGGGCAGGACCAGUGAAAGCGAUAGCAGCAGUGGCACCAGCAACCACAUCAGCCUCAGCCAUGGGAACAGUCCUCCCCCAAUUUCAGUUCCUCAGUGGAAACCUGAGCUGGGGCACUACCCACGGCCCCUAGCUUUCUACAAGGAUCCCCCUGCUGGCUUCCUGAGCCAGGAGAAGACUCUCACCAUAAGGAAAGAUGUGAAAGAGUCCCUGGGCAUCACGAUUGGGGGCGGCCGGGAAGGCAAACACAGUGUGCCCAUCUAUGUGACCAGCGUGCAGCCUGUGGGCUGUCUUUGCCGGGAUAGCCGCAUUCAGAGAGGUAACAUUCUCCUAAGCAUCAAUGGCAUAGACUUGACUUCGCUCUCCUACCAAGAGGCAGUGGCAGUCCUCAAGUCCCAGGCAGCCUUGACCAUCAUCGUCCUGAAAGCCCUGGACAUCCUGAUGCCACCUGUGAGCCUGGAGCCUUGGGCAGGUGGCCAAGACUCACCCGCGGAGUACGGUCCUAGCUGGUCUCCCCUCUGGCUGUCGUGGCUGGGGCUCCCCAGUGCCCUCCAUUUGUGCCAAGAUGUUGUGUUGCAUAAGAACACUGAUGAGAGCUGGGGUUUCAGCAUCGUAGGGGGCUUCGAGGUGUCCAAAGGCAACCAGCCUUUCUUUAUCAAGACCAUCGUUCCUGGCACUCCAGCCUUCCGGGAUCGAAGACUAAAGUGUGGUGACGAGAUUGUGGCUGUCAACGGGACACCAGCUGCUGGCAUGAGCAAUGCCCAGCUGAUCCCCAUGCUAAAGGAACUACGGAACCGAGUAGCUCUGACUGUGGUGUCCUGGCCAGGAAGCCUGGUUUAGAGGCUCCAUCCAAGUCCCAGCUCCAUCACUCAGGACCAGCUGAGGAACAUGGACAUCAGAGAGGCCCCCAUUCCCUCAGGUAGCACUCCCACUCGAUCACGUGGACCCCACUGUUUGUGACCUCGCAAGAACUCUAAACAGGACAGUGCCAGUGCCAGUGCCAGUGCUCCACCCUACUCCAUCAGGGCCCCAAGCCCAGAGAGAGAGGACCAGUCAAAGCCCUCCUCACCACUUUCUCAGAAGACCAAGCCUGACGUCCAUCAGUCACCUUGAGCCAAUUUCUUUCGGUUCUCAGAGACUUUUGGGUGCUUAUUUGUUCUUUUCCACCUCCCAUCCCCGAGCACCUCCCUCACAGCAGCACCCACAACUGAUCAACUUUGGGGAGAGGGUUCCAUUCCCUCAGGUCAAGACUGGGCCAGCUUGUCCUCUGAAUGUGACUUGAUUUGAGGCUUGGAGAAAAGCUCUUUUUGACAAAGUUGAAGGGAAGGCUGCCCACAAGAGGGUCAGGGUGCAGACAGAAACCCCUUCUUCCUUCCCUCCCUCCCUCAUUCCCUCCCACCUGCCCUCCUCCUUUCCUUCCCUCACUCCUGCUCCCCC
Molecule: messenger RNA, 3393 nt
Organism: Vombatus ursinus (common wombat)
Lineage: Eukaryota; Metazoa; Chordata; Mammalia; Diprotodontia; Vombatidae
Product: ligand of Numb protein X 2-like
Exons: 18
Coding region: 1-2796 (931 amino acids)
Molecular function (GO): ubiquitin-protein transferase activity; protein binding
Source: RefSeq, a predicted model, not a curated record